Messenger RNA from Diabrotica balteata, 2499 nucleotides. The record is from the annotation of a GenBank genome assembly. Lineage: Eukaryota; Metazoa; Arthropoda; Insecta; Coleoptera; Chrysomelidae.
AUUCAUUCAUAAUAUGUACACGAGAAUCGAUUCGACGGUAUGCUUUUACCAUGAUAUUGCCUAGUCGCUAAAUUAAUGCAUUUUUUUUUCGACCAAUAAAUCCGAAAAUUUAAAAUGAAGGUACUUUUUGGAACGGUGUUCACACUGUGCUUUCUAUUAACGAACAAUUUAGAAAACGAUGUUGACCGUUUUCCGGACAUAUUUUUAAAUUUUUCUAAUGUAACUGUGGCGCGGAAAAAUGUGCAAAAAAAUAUUGAAUAUACUGUUACUAAUGUAAGUGUGGGACAGACAAAUGAGGAAAAGGGGAGACUUUGCGUGAAAAAUUUGACCAAAUGCAUGGAAAAAGAUACUGAAUAUAGGUCUACUACCGAUCGACUCUCCAGUAUAUUAUUCUCUUCCUUGCCUCCAUUUGAUCUCAGUAACAUUCAAGAAGUGAGUACAGAAUGUCGUAGACAGAGUGAGAAAUAUAUUCUAGACUUACAAGAUUUUCAGGAAUAUGCACUAAAAAUGUACGACUCAACAGCAAAACUACCAUCCGGAAUUCUAAAUGGUAACAUAAACCAACUAGGAGACUUUGAUAUGUGUUUGAACGCAAACUCAAUACAAAGAAAUAUCCAAGGAAAAUAUUGUUUAGCUGCAAUGGAAGUUCAAACACCUCGAAGUCCAUAUUUAGCAGGACUCUACCAGCUAAUACAUGCUCAUCACCAUUUCAGAAGCAAAUUGGAAGAUCCAGGUCAUCGAGUGCCUAGAUUUUCUUCUAUAAACUGGGCUUUAUGUGUUCCGAGUGUAUGUACUCCAAAGGAUGUAGAAAUGGGUUUAAAAAAAUAUGUCGAAAACAUAUUGAAUGGGACUGAAAUAGAAGUACGGUACGAAGUAGAUUCUAGUAUGUGUCAAGAGAAGACAGAAACAGAAUAUCCUACCUCGUUUUUCAUUACUCUGUAUAUUCUUGGUGCAGUAAUAUUGUGGGAGUUUUGUGCAACUCUAUACGAUAUCUUAGCAAUAGGAGAAAAAAAUAAGUGGGUAAUGGCAUUUUCUUUUAAGGAAAACCUUUUAUCAAAUCUUAGUUUAGAACGACCUGCUGGUGAUAUAGAAGCAGUACAUGGAAUUCGGUGUUUAAACGCAAUUUUGUUACUUGCCUCUCAUAAAUCUAUGGCAGCUUUCUUCCAACCAGCUCCAAACAGGACGACAUAUGUUGAAUUUAUUGGUAGACCAUUCUCUGUGGUUGGAAGAGCUGCCAGUCUGUACACAGAUCCAUUUAUUAUGAUAUCGGGAAUGCUGACUACUUAUUCACUACUGGGAAAACUAAAUAAAACACAAAAACUGAAUAUAUUCGAAGAGUACAUCACGAGACUAAUUAGAAUAGUACCAACAUUUGCAGCUCUAAUAGCCUUUUGUACUUUUAUUUUACCUCAUCUGGAUUCAGGACCAAUGUGGAAUUUAGUAGUCACACAUCAUUCGGAUAUCUGUAAGCAGCAUUGGUGGAGGAAUUUACUUUUUAUUCACAAUUAUUUUGGAUUUAAAGAUAUGUGCCUCACUCAUACACAUCACCUAGGAAUUGACACUCAGCUAUUUUUUGCCUCUCCGUUUCUUAUCUACCUAAUAUGGAAAUGGCCAAGAAAAGGAACUGCGGCGUUAUUGACGAUUGCUUUGGUAUCUACCGUAAUGCGCUACACUGUUUCCUACACAAGAAAGCUUUCAAAUUAUGUUCAUUUUGGAACUUCUGUACAACAACUGUUUGACACAGCUGAUUAUAUGUACAUCUUGCCUGCCCAUAGAGCAACGGUUUAUAUUAUGGGUAUUUUCUUAGGUUACAUAUUAAGGAAUUCUUCGAACCUAACUCUAAAUAAGACUCAGGUGAACGUUGGAAAUGCGCUUGCAAUUCUAACGUUCUGUGUAUCGUUUUUUGGAGCAUCAUUUAUGGGAAACAUAGAUUACGUCUACAAUGCUCAGGAUGCUGCUUGGUACGCUGCCGUAUCACCCAUUUUGUGGUGCUUUUCGUUCGCUUGGAUCAUAUUUGUUUGGCAGUUAGGAUACAAAAUUAUUGCUGGUUACAUCUUCUCUAACAAAAUCUUCCUACUCUGGACGAAAAUAUCUUACACAGUAUACCUUACCCAGUUUCCAGUAUACUUCUACAACGUUGGAAUUACAAGGUCAUCGAACGAAACCAAUUUCUUCUGGGUAGUAUUAAACCUCACCGAAUAUGCUUGCGUGGUAAUAAUCGCAAUAAUUCUGACACUCACAUUCGAAAUACCUUUUCAGAAGGUUAGGAAUUUGUACUUAAAAAAGAAAUGCAGCAGGAGAAAAUUAUUGAAAGACGUAGGAGAAAAAAUUAAAGCUACGUGAGCGUUUGUGUGUUGUUUGUAAAUAUUAGAAAUUAUUAUUUGUGAUUAUGGAUGAAUGUGUAUAAAAUAGAUUUUAACAUCGAAAUGUUAUUCUUAUAAACAUUAAAACGUGUUCACGUUUAAGCCAGUGUUCAUUAAAAAUAAAAGUAAUAUGGAA